Messenger RNA from Lachancea lanzarotensis, 1470 nucleotides. It is a transcript of the gene HSE1, whose product is annotated as LALA0S02e02168g1_1. NCBI's taxonomy places the organism in Eukaryota, Fungi, Ascomycota, Saccharomycetes, Saccharomycetales, Saccharomycetaceae. Gene Ontology annotation, biological process: protein transport to vacuole involved in ubiquitin-dependent protein catabolic process via the multivesicular body sorting pathway. The record is from RefSeq and is a predicted model, not a curated record. The transcript has a single exon. Gene Ontology annotation, molecular function: ubiquitin binding; phosphatidylinositol binding. Gene Ontology annotation, cellular component: ESCRT-0 complex. The coding region runs from base 1 to 1470 and encodes 489 amino acids.
AUGGUCUCCACAAAUGUGCUACGCACCGCAAUUCUAAAGGCCACUGAUGGAAAGCUGCGUGCCGACAAUUGGCAAUAUAUUCUUGAAGUGUGCGAUCUCGUUAAAGAAGACCCGGAAGAUGGUGGACGUGCAGCAGUUGAGAUUGUGCAGGAGCGACUAAAAGUAACGGACGCCAAUGUUGUAUUGCGCACCUUGUCACUUGUGGUGUCGCUGGCCGAAAACUGCGGCUCACGGCUUCAGCAGGCCAUCAGUUCGAAGGUCUUUACCAAGGAGCUUUUUAAUUUGAUUACCAGCAGUAAUGUGCACUGGGAGGUAAAGAAAGAAGUAGCGAAAACAAUUGCACAGCUAAGUGAUUCAUUCCAACGUGAUCCAUCACUGCGAGGAAUGCAAGACCUGUAUUCGAAGGUCGAGGCCCAAACACCUACUUUACUGCAAGAAAACGGCGUACCACGUAAAACGGAGAUGGCUGACAAUACAAAACGUGACGAGGAAAAAGAGCUUGAAGAAGCGCUCAGGCUGUCAACACUGGAGUACGAGAAAGCUUCGAAGAGUCCGAAUGGAUUGCAGCAGAAUACUCCAGAUGCUGUUCGCCCUGUGUCCCCGAACAACGGGCAUAUUUCUUCUACGACUGGUGUUAGGAAAGUAAGGGCACUGCACAAUUUAACGGGUAGAGAUACUGAAGAGCUAUCAUUUAGAAAGGGUGACACAAUCGCUGUUAUUGAGCAAGUUUAUCGCGAUUGGUGGAGAGGCUCUUUACGAGGACGGAUCGGUAUUUUUCCGCUCAAUUAUGUGACACCUGUUGUUGAAAAGACUCCGCAAGAAGUGGAUCAAGCGCGGGCAGAAGAGGGGUACGUGCUCAAUGCUGUUUCCGAUGUAGACCGACUCCACCUUUUACUGAAAGACUCGGGGCAGAAUGUUCAGAUUAUGCAAGAUCAACAAGUAACUGACCUGUACAGUUCAGUUACACCUCUGCGGCCUCAGGUCACCAAGAUGCUGGGGUCCGUCGCGCAGAAAAAGGAGGAAUAUUCUUCUCUACGCAAGGUUUUGGCAGAUGCUGAGUCUUCUUACAAUCAGCUGCUCAGCCGCGCCAGUCAAGCUUACACAAGCCCGUCUGCACAAAACCUUCAGCCAGAAUACUCUCGAGCACCACAGCAGUAUGAGAAUAGCCAAACGGUAGCAACUAACAGGUACGUGCAUUCUCAACCCUUUUUGACCGGCGAAGCUCCGCAACCACCACGUCAAAACUACCCGGUGUCUUCACAGUAUCAACAGUAUCAGGCCUCACAUCAACCUCGCCUGCCUCAGCAACCCCAACAACAACAUCAGCAGCAGCAGAAUAGAUAUCAAUACAGUCAUGGACCUUCCGGACCGCCUUCUCAUCCUCAUCCAAAUACACAGCAUGCCUUUGGGCAACAAGUAAGGGAGCACAACAGCGGGUCUAAUCGUUCAUAUAAUGAUCCAGCACUAUGA